AUGGGCACGCUGCGCGACCUUCAGUUUGCGCUACAGUUGAAGAUUGAAGAGCUUCGACAAAGGGAUACGCUCAUAGAUGAGCUGGAGCUGGAGCUUGACACCAAGGACGAGCUGAUCCGCAGACUUCAGGAGGAAUUGGAUCGCUACAGGACCACUGUUCCACUUCCAGGACCUUCCACAGAGGGAAGGCUGGAUGUGAGAAAGGAAGGAGUAAAGCUCCACACGAUAUUCCCAGAAGAGGUGUUUGGAGAACUGGCACUUUUGUACAACUGCACACACAACUACUCUGUGUCAGCACAAAUGGACAGCAAACUGUGGGUUAUCGACCGCAAGAGCUUCCAGGCCACGCUGAUGCAGAGGGCUCUCCACAGCCUGUCAGGUCCAGAGGAGCUCCUGCAUUGCGUGCCCUUCCUGCAGACAUUGCCGGAGAAUGUCAUCAUGAAACUGUCAGAUCUUAUGGAAGAGAUGCGUUUUGCAGAUGGCGAGGACAUCAUCAGACAAGGAACAAAAGGAGAUGCAUUUUAUAUCAUCGCGGCAGGACAGGUGAAAGUGACACAGGAGCAAGACAGUGACAAAGACGAAAUAGUCAUGUCUAUACUUUCAGAGGGACAGUGGUUUGGGGAACAGGCUCUUUGGGGAGAGGUACUUCAUACAACGACUGUGAUUGCAGAUGGAGAUGUAACAUGUUUGCUGAUAGACAGAGAGACCUUCAAAGACAUUGCAGGUGAACUGGUAGACAGUCAAGAUGAUUACUGUCAAAGCCAACAUCACACAUUUGAACCUGACGGCUCUGAUGCAGCCUCAUCCUUGGGUCUAAACGAUUUCCAAGUGAUACAGACACUGGCGAUGGGGGAUUUUGGUCACGUAGAUCUGGUGCAGACGAGUGACAAGAGAUGUUUUGCAAUGAGGGUACUCAAAAAGCAGCUAAUCCUCAGCAGUGGUCGACGAGAGCAUGUCCUGAGGCAGAGAGACAUCUUGAUGAAGGCUCAUUGUCCAUUCAUAGUCAGGCUUUUCAAGACUUUCCAGAACGCAGACUGUGUGUACAUGCUGACAGAAGUGGGCUUUGGUGGUGAUCUCCUCACUCUUCUGAAGGAAAACGGUGCUUUGGAUGAAAGCAGCACCGUAUUUUACACGGCUUGUGUUAUUGAAGCUUUGACCUUUCUUCACUGUCGAGGUGUCAUUUACAGAGAUGUCAAACCAGAUAAUGUUGUUCUGGAUGAACAUGGAUACGCCAAACUGAUUGGAUCUGCCUGCCCCAGGAAAGUUGACACAUGUAAGAAAGCAUGGACUUUCUGUGGCACGCCUGGUUAUUUGGCUCCUGAAAUUAUAUUAAACCAAGGACACAGCGUUUCAGCCGAUAUGUGGUCUCUGGGGAUUUUUGUGUUUGAACUGCUCAGUGGUCGUCUCCCUUUCUGUGGCUUUGAACCAUUGAUGAUUCUCACAGAAACCAUCCGGGGCAUUGAUCACCUUGACUUCCCCAAAACAUUCAGCCGAAGUUCCACAAGUCUCAUUAAGAGACUGUGCCGGAACAUCCCCUCUGAGAGACUGAGCAGCCAGAGAAAUGGGGCCAAGGACAUUCACAGGCACAAAUGGUUUGAGGGAUUCGAUUGGGAUGCACUCUGCAGGCAAACAUUAACCGCACCAUUUGUUCCAAAAGUAAAUCUCCCCUUGGACAGCCCUUCAUCUAGUCAUUACCUUGAGGACUCAGGGGAGCAGAGCUGCUCGAGCUGGGAUGAAUUCUGA
Molecule: messenger RNA, 1743 nt
Organism: Knipowitschia caucasica
Lineage: Eukaryota; Metazoa; Chordata; Actinopteri; Gobiiformes; Gobiidae
Source: the annotation of a GenBank genome assembly